Molecule: messenger RNA, 4222 nt
Organism: Thalassophryne amazonica
Lineage: Eukaryota; Metazoa; Chordata; Actinopteri; Batrachoidiformes; Batrachoididae
Gene: insig1
Product: insulin induced gene 1
Exons: 6
Coding region: 212-967 (251 amino acids)
Biological process (GO): cellular response to insulin stimulus; SREBP signaling pathway; cholesterol biosynthetic process
Cellular component (GO): endoplasmic reticulum; SREBP-SCAP-Insig complex
Source: RefSeq, a predicted model, not a curated record
UUCUGCAGAGGAAACUGCUCAGGAAUGAUAUAAGUGCUUUCUGUCUGUUUGUCUCUUUCGAUUCUUAGAAUGUGAACAAACAAUGCGUUUAGAGUCCUUGUUGUAGGGGUAGGAAGACGAAGAGGAUUUCUAAAGACUAGAACGGAGCGGAGUGUUGCUUUUUGUUUUGAGCAGAUCCUGAAAACGUCUUGAGUAAGUCUAAAAGUGCCAAAUGCCCAGACUAGAAGAGGAGUGCUGGAGCUGCUCCUGCUCAUCCAGAAUGGAAACCAAACACUCCUCUGUUGCCAGUUGGUUUGUGUCCAAACCUGAAGAAGUGCUGUCACUCGUCGCUUCGGCGCUCCGUGGCGCUUACGGCUCCCUGCUUGACGUCAGGACGACCAGCCUGAUCCGCAGGGGGCUGGUGCUCUUCACCGUCGGAGUCUUCCUCGCACUGGUGCUCAACUUGCUGCAGAUACAAAGGAACGUCGGCUUGUUUCCCGAGGAGGUUCUGGCAACUUUAUUUUCGGCUGCUUGGUGGAUCCCACCGUGCUGCGGCACAGGGGCCGCUGUUGUCGGCCUGCUGUACCCCUGCAUCGACAGCCAUUUGGGAGAGCCACACAAGUUCAAGAGGGAGUGGGCCAGCGUCAUGAGGUGCAUUGCGGUUUUUGUGGGAAUCAACCACGCCAGUGUUAAGCUCAAUAUUGACAACAAUGUGCAGCUCUCCCUCACACUAGCAGCUCUGUCCUUGGGUCUGUGGUGGAUGUUUGACAGGUCCAGGAGUGGUUUCGGCUUGGGCAUCACCACGGCCUUUUUGGCAACUUUGAUCGCACAACUGCUUGUAUACAACGGAGUCUAUCAAUUUACAUCUCCAGACUUCCUGUAUAUACGUACUUGGCUACCGUGCAUAUUCUUCUCAGGUGGUGUUACUGUGGGAAACAUAGGACGCCAGCUUGCUAUGGGCGGUGUGGAGAAAACUCAUGUUGACUGAGUAACGCUGAAUGAAAGAAACUGCACAUUCUUCAAAGGAGAUCCAGCAGAAAAGUGAACACGUUCUGUGGAGGAAGAGAAGAAAGGGCCAAAAAAACUUGUUAAUUUGACCACAACUUUUGUUUUCAUUGCAAAGUUCAGGUCAGAAAAAUCCAAAAUCUUCACAUGCCACGUCUUCUGCUGCCUUCUCGUGUCCAAACAAAUCUUCACACUUUUCUCACCCUUUAUUAAAGUGCAAGUACAAUACUUCAGCAGAAGGCACGGUGGCGAAAGAACUCGUCAAUGAGUACGUCUUUGCGUACCGCGCUCACACGUAUCUUCUGAUGUCAUUUCAUGCUGGUAGGCAGGGCAGAGUAGCCACCUUGUCUCAGUGGCAUGUGGAAGACUACACGGAGCUGUAACAGCAGCACAGAAAGGAAUUUGCUAACAAGGAGCAGGAUGGAAGAGAUGGUACAUUUGUUCCUCUGACAGCGUUCAGAAUCUGCAAAUGUCACUGGGAGAGUUUCGCAACUGGUUAUGCUAGUGCUAACAUCCUAGCAACAUGUUCCUCUGAAUGAAGGCUAAAAAGGGAAAGUUGUAGAUGGGGGAGGGAUCAGAAGUAGAAAAGGUAAAGGAUAAAGUUUCCUUUUGGGAGGAAAGUCCUACACAAAUUAUGUCAAAAAGUCUAAUUACUGCAUCUUACAACCUGAACAUUUUGCUUCUUGUGAAGUUAUGAAGUGAGCUGUUUUUCUUUUUGUUCAGGAUACAUGGCUUAUUUAUCAUCUUGUAGUUGAUACAGUGGAAGGCCACAUUGUGCUUUUGGCAUAAGAGAUGUGACGGGAGUGCUGUGAUGUUUUUACUUUGAAUUUUGUCAAAUUUCUGAAUGAUUUUAACCAAAUGUAUGUGUGCUGGUUAAAAUAAUUUACAAAGUUGAAAGUGAACAAACUAUAGAGGAGUGCCAAUGAGUCUCAUGCCAUGUGCUGGAUGAGACUUGCAUGUAGACAUAGCCAUGUGAGAUACACAAUCCAUCUGAAAGUAUUGGAACAACAAGAUGAACUGAUUUGGUUUUACUGUCCACAGGAGGUAUGUGUGUCAGAGAUUAAAAGAUGAAUAUGAGAAGGUGGUUUUGAAUGCCAACUUCUAUUUCCUGGUAUUUACAGCUAGAUAUGUUUUUAAAAAUGUAGAACAGCCCUGUUUGAGUCACACCACACCCACACAGACAGUCCGCUCCAUGUAUGCCUGAGCCGGUCCGACCUCAGAAGCUAAGCAGAAUGGGUCUUAGUCAGUGCUUGGAUGGGGGACCUCUCAUGAAGACCAAUGGCUGUGUGUAUUUCUCUGGGUUGAACUGGAGUUGCAUUAUGAAGGGCAUCCUGUGUAAAACCAAAUCCUGAUGCAGACCUGUACUGGCUCCAGUGUGGUGACCCUGUACUACAGUUCAAGAAGCAGGCUUGUAACCAGAGCAUCAUAGGUUCAGUUCCCUGACCUGACAGGAAAAUGUGGGUGGAGAAAGUGAAAGAAUAGCACUUGUCUCACUCUCAUUACCACAACUAAGGUGCUCGGAUCCUGGAUGGCAUCCACCCAGGCAGACAACUGGUGCAUCCUCACCUCUUGAAAGUAACCAUCUAUCUGCUAUGUGAGUGAAUGUGACUCAUUAUAAUGUGAUCUGUCACAGAGGGAAAAACAUUUCAAUGCAGUUAUGGGUUUUUUUUUUCCAUUCAUUCUCCAUACCCACUUACUCCAUUCAAGGGUCACAGGGGAGCUGGAGUGUAUCCCAGCAGUCAUAGGGCAAGAGGUGGGUACACCCUGGACAGGACACCAGUCUACUGCAGGGCUGCAGACAAAUACAUUAACACUCUCACCUACAGUCAAUUUAGAGUCACCAGUUCACUUAACUGGCAUGUUUUUGGAAGUGGGAGGAAGCCCACGCAAACACAAGAACAUGCAAACUUCACACACAAAGGUGGGAAACGAUCCCACAACACUCUGGCAACAGUGCUAACGGCUAAUCCACUGUUCUGCCUGCUUUUUUUUUUCAGCACAUUCCACAUUGUGGUGUGAGCUGUGCCCAGUGUUGUGCAAUAAUAACUGAAUGAUUCUGCCUCUUCUGGGCUUCAGCAUGGCUUGAUUCCCUCCCAUAGAUAGCUCUCUGGUCUUCAUGUUCUUUCCUGCUCUUUAAAACCACCCACAGACCUCAUGGGUGAAAUCCAUGGCCAAAACCAAACGCUGGUUAAUGUUUAAAGGAUCCAUCUGACACAAGAAACACCUGUUAGUCAUUUUGUUUACCCACCCCCAAAGAAAAACAGGUGGUUUGAUACAAACUGCUGUUUAACACAUCCUGGCCUACAUCAUCCUUUUUUUAUUUUUAUUAUUAUUAUUAGCUCUGGGUCACCAUAGUGGAUGCAGCAUGGAUACAAAUGUUGAUGCCCUUCCUCUCACAACUCCAAAAAACAUUGAGAAUGGCCCAUGGGUGGUCUUGAACCAGGCACCUCCUGUGUUGGAGGCAUAGACGAGAACCACUUGUGCCACCCUGAUGCAUUCUGGUGUAAAUAACCAUUUAAAAAAUGCUGAUGUUCUUAAAGUCUUCUCAUUUUCAUCUUUUGAUCUCAAAUGUCUUCAGCGUCUAUCACAAAGAAAUGAGUUUGCAUUGUUGUUCCUGUACUUUAUGACAGGGCUGUAGUACAAGUGCUGUUGGAGACCUCUCAGUUUUUGGAACAGAAGUAUUUUCUGCUUCAUUAGUUUUUGCCAAAAAUGGAACAAGAUUUUUUUUUUUUCCAAUGACAAAAAGGGAAGCAAACAAAAUGCCCCCCCCCCCCCCCCCCCACUCAUCAAGAAACUACGAGGAAGCCAGUAAAGUGAUAUUUGUUUCUUUGUUUUUUAUUGAAAGAAUAUAGCAGGAGUAUCGUACAAUUUCUCGAGGUUCUGUCAUUUAAGUGUUUCAAUACACUUUUUUAUUUUGCCGUGAUAACCAGGUGUUAAAUUGUUGACCUCAAACCAACAUCUUUAAAUGACAAUUUGAGGAACAUAGACGAGAUUGAAGAAGAGGGCAGGACAUUAUUAAUACCUCAUCUUCAAGCGUUUGCAAUCUGUGAUUGCCUGUGUAUUAUAGUGUAGUGCUUUUGUCACUAUCACACUUUAGUUAUACUAUUUCUACAAACUCAUGCCCGUGUAAUAAGACAAGUAUUACCGUUCUAGACCUACAGUAUCUCCGUGUUCAGAGGUCUUGAUGAUUAAGUGCAAUCACUAUACACGAGCUCAUUAUUUAUUAUUCCUGAGCAGC